Epithele typhae is the source of this 1386-nucleotide messenger RNA. RefSeq lists its product as uncharacterized. The transcript is spliced from 8 exons. The record is from RefSeq and is a predicted model, not a curated record. Gene Ontology annotation, cellular component: nuclear envelope. Gene Ontology annotation, molecular function: choline-phosphate cytidylyltransferase activity; phosphatidylcholine binding. The coding region runs from base 1 to 1386 and encodes 461 amino acids. Gene Ontology annotation, biological process: CDP-choline pathway. Lineage: Eukaryota; Fungi; Basidiomycota; Agaricomycetes; Polyporales; Epitheliaceae.
AUGGACCCGACGACGACGGGCGCUGCCUCGCCCUCCCAGGCCACCUCCACCCCUGCUCCCUCUCUCGCCUCCACCGCCGCCCCUCGCAAGGUCCUCCAUUCCAAGCGAUCCUUUGGCACCAAGCACUCCCUCGCCCACAACCGCCCUGUGCUCGACUCCCCUGCCUACGACGCCUCCGAGGAGGACAAUGACCCGCUCACCGACGACGGCGCCUCCUCUGUCUCCAGCUCCGUCCCACACCACCCCCGCACCGCGACCGCCCGUCCCGCAGCCGUCGCCGCGCUUGCCAGGACAACCCGCCCGCGCCACGCGCUCGCCGCCUCCGUCGUCUCCUCUGACGACGGCGGGCUCGACAGUCCCACCUAUGACGGCGAUGUCGAGAGCAUCACCACCACCCGCGGCCAAGGCGGCCGCGAUACCCCCUCCUUUCCCGGCCCAGCGCGCUACGCGUCCUCAAUCGCCUCUACCCUUGCCUCCCCUUUCCUCUCUUCCGCCCCCCUGCACGACUCCGACGACCCGGGCGCGACCGAUGCGCCCACCACCGACGCCGAUGCCGACCCGCGCCCCCGCUCCCACUCCCUACCGCAUCAACCCCCCCCGGUCGGCCGCCCCGUGCGCGUGUACUCGGACGGGGUGUACGACCUCUUCCACUUCGGCCACGCGCUCCAGCUCCGCCAGGCCAAGCUCGCCUUCCCGCCGCCCCCGGACGCGCCGGAGCACGUCGUCUCGGGCGUGCACCUUCUCGUCGGCGUCAACUCGGACGAGCAGUGCGAGGCAGUCCGGCACUGUCGGUGGGUGGACGAGAUAAUCCCAGACGCGCCAUGGGUGCUCGACGCCGCGUUCAUCGAAAAGAUCCAGCACCAGAUCGACUACGUCGCGCACGACGAAGACCCGUACGCGUCUGGGGUGCACGACGAUGUGUACGCGUUCGUCAAGAACGCUGGCAAGUUCCUGCCCACCCGGCGCACGCCCGGGGUGUCGACAUCGGAGCUGCUGGAGCGGAUCGUGAGCGGGUACCGGCUCCGGGUGUUCGACAAGAAGUUGAUCAAGAUGGGCCACCCGGAGCUCAAGGCGGAGGGCAGCGACUACGACGACAGCGCGCCGCCGUCGGGGCGUGUGUCGCCCCCUGCGAACCAUAUGGCGGCAACCGUGACACUCGGCUUGUCCGCCACCGUCGCACUCACUUACUCGAAACGCCUCAGCCGCUACCCCGUCUCGUCCAAAGACCCGCACCGAGGCGAAACACAGACACUAGUACUAGCCCUUGAACUUGGUGUCUCGCGGAGUCCGGAGAUCACCUCGUCGAGCCAUGUGCGGCCGCUUCGCGCUCGGAAUUUCGGUGAGAACAACGAUCUCCGGAUGCGGCCACGUUCAUACGCCCGCUAA